Molecule: messenger RNA, 2652 nt
Organism: Neurospora hispaniola
Lineage: Eukaryota; Fungi; Ascomycota; Sordariomycetes; Sordariales; Sordariaceae
Exons: 4
Coding region: 421-2652 (743 amino acids)
Source: RefSeq, a predicted model, not a curated record
ACAUUAAAGAUCUUUGUCUGGGCCAAAUUCUCACAAGAACGCUGGCUGAGGGACUCCCGUCCUUUGCGUUUGUUCCAUUGGUUCUGUGUUGUGGCUUUUCUCUUCCAAAGUGAAGGUGUCCUCUUGAUCAAGGACUCUUUUGCGAGGCAAGAGCAGGUUGAGGGUUAGCGUGUGCAGGCUUGACCCUACAAAACAGGCAAGACCAUCCCAUGAUCGCUCAGAUAUCAAGACCACCUUGGGCAGGUGGAAAGAACCAGGCCUGCACAAAUUUGGGACCAGUUCCGGUUUUCGUUUGUUUUGCUUUCUUUCUUCUCGUCGCCAUCUCCAGACCCAGAUGGGUGCCUUAUUCUUUUGCUUCCAAUACUCCUCAAGCACUAUCCUGUUCCGUUUUGCAUACAGAGAAUUUCUAUAACUCUCAAGAUGCCCCUCCCUUACUUCGCUUCGCCCGACAGGGUAAUGCGCGCCGCUCAGAGGUUGGAAACACUGGUUGAGAUCAUGAGGGAGCACCGCCUUGAAUUUGUUGCUAUCCAACACGCUGCCCAGCUUUAUGUCAGGUGGGUCAAGGCCUAUGACCGACAAAAUCUUGAUCCAGAAGACGAUGAUGAUGAUUGGGCCGUGGACUGGGAGCAUCCGAUGGAAGAAAAUGAUGUCGGCACACUUUUGGCACUGGCUCUGGGCGAGAUGGGCGUAGCACGCAGAUUGCUCGACGUAAGAGGGACGUCAUUAGAACCGCCUGGAUUGGAUAGAAUACUGGAAGAUUGCUUGAGAAGGCUGUACGUGUUACUCUACGACCUUAUCUACUGGGACUUUGGAGGUGCCGUCGGACAGCUCGCCCCUGCCACUCCCGGAGCGCUUCUCGAGAAACCAAAGGACGAUGAAUGGGUUUUGCGGGAACUCCCGGAUGCCGCCGACACCGGAGACUCUACCGAUAAGCCCCCUGACCAGUCUAAUGACAAGCCCUCUGACGAGGCCACCGAUGAAUCGACCAAAAAGUCUAUCGACAAGUCGGCCAAAGGCUCCAUUAACGAAUCCACCAAUGAGUCCUCCGACAAAUCCUCCAGUGAGUCCAGCAAAGCCGACCCAAAGGAGGGUAACGCAUCGGAAGUCAUAGACCCAAAGUUCUACGCAGCAGCCAAAUCACUGCAACACCUCUGCGAGCAAGAAUUCCACGAUUUGAGCAAGGAAUACUACAUACACCCAACCGUCAAGAAGCUGUUAGAAUUUCAUUGGAACAUGCGCUCUCGCAAAGGGAAGAAGAAGGCCGACCCUCGCUUUCCAUAUGCAGCCGAACAGCGUUUCAUGACGGUAGAUGGCGUAUCGGAAUUCAUAGACCCUGAAUUUCUCCCAGCACCACCACCUCCUGAACCUCUGAGCAAAUUGGAAUUUCUGGACUUGGUCAACGAAAGAACGACGAAGCGUGAGCCUGGGGAAAGACCGUUCAAAAGGCCGAUAAGUCUCAGGACCGCUGAGCUCUAUGGAAUUCCGCGUAAAACUUACGAUAGCGAGCAGCCUGCCGUAAUGUUGAGGCGCCGCCAGCGCCCCGAACAAUCUCUUCCAGCCCAAACUACAACGACCGUCGGUCCCUCAAAGACUGCUGAGUCCGCAAAACCAGCCGGAGUUGCAAAUGCACCUGGACCGGUACAACGCCCCAGAACACCUCUGCCCACCGGAACCCCAACGACCGCCAGCCCCUCGAAGACUGCCGAAUCACCGAAAAAGCCUGCUGAAUCCGCAAGUCUUAGUAAAGUUUUUCGGUUCAUAGGAGUUUCGCCGGGCUCUAAACCCUCUCAGAACACCGGAUUCUUAGGGCCCACCAGAUUUUUGGCGACCCCCAAAUCCCAUACGAUCGCUGAAUCCUCCAAGACCGCUGAAUCGAGAAAGCCCGCUAAUGCGUGGCAGACACCCGAGUAUUUGAGAUCUUUGGAUGAUUUAUGGAGACCCGCCAGAGUCGCAACUGUUCCUCGAACCUCUCAGCCUGCUGGAGCUUCUCAAAACUCGCCCGCUGAGUCGCCCAAGUCAACCGGACUCUUGGAACCUGCCGAGAUUAUUCCAUCCUCCAAUAUUCAGCAGCCUGCAGAAUCCCCAAAGACGGCCGCUGAAUCCCCUGAGCUCACUGGAGUCUCUCGGGCAAUCGGAAUCCCAAGCCCGCCCGAAGUUGAGAAGCCCGCCGAGUCCCCCAGGUCAGCCCAACUUUUGGAACCUGCUGAAAUCUUUUCGCCCCUCGACAUCUCUCCAACCCCCAGGGCGAAGAGCCGCUCCCCAUCAUUGACGCAGACGCCCACGAGGCUCGGGAGGCGGGAAGAAGUCGGUGGGAGUCCGGAGUCUUCGGAAUCCAAGAUGCUGAUUGACGAGGAGGAAGCCGAGAGUCAGUUGGCUGAGACACCUUCCUCUUCUUCUGCGAAUGCAUCAAGGCAAGCUAAAAAGCGUUCCCCACCAUCGGUGGAGCGUCCCAAGCAAGUCAAGAAGCGCCGAGAGGUUAGAGGUAGUGAGCCUCCGGAGUUCCCGGAAUUCGAGAGGCGAGAGAGUGGGGAGGAGAGCGAAGUGUCGGAUGAUGAGGAAGAAGACGAGAAGCCGUUGGCUGAGUCGUCGUCGUCUUCUUCUGCAACGACAUAUGGGAAGAGGAGUGAAUGGAAGGGCAAAGGAAAGGAGUAA